AUGGCUUUCCUCGCAGUAGCUCUUCUAUCUGUCAUUGCUCACCUGGCUUUGGGUCAAGGUUUUGGACAGAGCAAUACAGGUGUUGGUCAAGCUAAUGCAGGAUUUGGUUUGGGUCAGGCAGGAGGGUCUUGGGGUCAAGCUGGAUUUGGAGUUGGUGGAAUUGGCGUUGGUGGAUUUGGUACCCAUGGACGCGGGAUUGGUGGAGCAGGUUGGGGUCAACUUGGUCGAUCUCGCAGUGGUUUGUCUGGAUCUGCCGUUCUGAGGACUACAACCGCAUCAGGAACCUACAACCUCGUAAUCACUGAAAGGUCACGUGUGGAGGCUGGGUGUACUUCUGAUGGACUCGGACCUGUUAUUGGAAGCAACGUUUGGGGCCAACGUCAAGGUCUUGGUCAAGGAUGGGGUCAAGGUCUUGGUCAACAGUGGGGACAUGGUCUUGGUCAACAGUGGGGUCAAGGUCUUGGUCAGCAGUGGGGUCAGCCAUGGGGACAGCAGUGGGGACAAGGUUCAUGGGGCACCGGAACGACCACCACCCCCGGAGUUGUCAGCUCUGUCACCCUCACUACCAACCAGGAGACCAUCGUUGACUUGGGUACUGCCAACCUGCCGUUCAGAGAGCUCGAGAGAUAUGGAGGACGUGGGCUGGCUGUGUGUUCAUCCUUGACCACUGGUACAGAUGGACGUCAAGUGUGUAUGGAGCCUAUCCUGGCCUGCUGCAAGUUGGGUUUCGACAGCAUAGACGCUGUUACACCAACACCUCCAUAG
Messenger RNA from Haliotis rubra (blacklip abalone), 765 nucleotides. Its product is annotated as glycine-rich cell wall structural protein 2-like. NCBI's taxonomy places the organism in Eukaryota, Metazoa, Mollusca, Gastropoda, Lepetellida, Haliotidae. The record is from RefSeq and is a predicted model, not a curated record. The coding region runs from base 1 to 765 and encodes 254 amino acids. The transcript has 4 exons.